AUGGCACAGCAGAGAUGGAAGAAGAGCACCUCCAAGGCAGAGAAACUACAUUUAUUUGGCAAUAAAAAGCAAACAGAGCCUGGGGACCUGCGGGCCUGGUCCCAAGAUGGUGGCGCCAGCACAGACGGCCUUGAUUUUGCCGCUCUGGCGGAGAGCGACCCAGACCUUGAUAAGCUUACUAAAAGCCACCUGCAACAACCGCUAGACGCAAUGUCACAAAAGCUGAUCACCUCCUGGCAGCACUCGAUGGACUCGCUCCGAAAAGACGUACAAGAACUUGGUAAACAGACCUCCCACGUGGAGUCCAAGAUGGAGGACUUCACCUUCGCGCACAAUGACUUGGCCACCCACGUGAAACACAUUGAACAGAAACUUACCACAAUGGAGAUGAAGCACACAGACCUCGAGGACAGAGCACGCAGGAACAACUUGCGCAUCAGAGGGAUUCCAGAAACUGUACUGCCGGAAAACCUGCAGGUCUAUGUUAGAGGUCUUCUUCAGGCACAUGCCCCUGACAUUCUGGCAGGCAUGCUCCUCAUUGUAGAGUGCACUGGCUGCCACGACCACAGUUCCUACCUGACACUGCCCCACGGAAUGUGCUAA
This is a messenger RNA of Pelobates cultripes (western spadefoot toad), 603 nucleotides long. The record is from the annotation of a GenBank genome assembly. Lineage: Eukaryota; Metazoa; Chordata; Amphibia; Anura; Pelobatidae.